Molecule: messenger RNA, 1314 nt
Organism: Lachancea meyersii CBS 8951
Lineage: Eukaryota; Fungi; Ascomycota; Saccharomycetes; Saccharomycetales; Saccharomycetaceae
Source: the annotation of a GenBank genome assembly
AUGGGCGUUAACGGGGAAAUUGAGGAUUUGAUACAGUCGUCGAACGUUUUGAAACGCAAGAAAGAGGACUGUCCAGAGGAACUUCUGGAGGCUGAAAUCAAGCGAGUGGCAUUGAACGACGAGAUGGAAGAAAAAGACGAUACAGAAGGAGAUUUAGAGCAAUCUAAUGAGGGCAAUAACGCUGAGAUUGCGGGUGGUAUUCCGGAUAUAGAUAACGAAACCAAACAAUUGCAGCGGACACAUUCGAAUUCUGAAUUGGAAAACGAUAGGGACGCAGAUACUAAGGACUAUAUCCAUUUGCGCAUGCUGUGUUUGGUUAAACAGGCCUCCAUGAUAGUGGGUCCCGGCGGCGAGAAAAUCUCGAAAAUGAAAACCGAGACCAACACCAGAAUUAACGUCUCGGACAACAUUCGCGGGGUGCCCGAGCGUGUCAUUUUCAUUAGAGGCCGGUGUGAAGACGUGGCCAAAGUGUUUGGGCUAAUAGUACGCGCCAUAAACGACGAAAAAGCGGGCGACUCGACUCAGAACUCAACACCGUUGACACUCAAUCUUUUAGUACCGCAUCACAUGAUGGGGUGUGUCAUCGGCCGCCAAGGCUCCCGUCUGCGAGAGAUCGAGGAGCUCAGUGCCGCCAAAUUGAUGGCAGGUCCACAGACACUUCCCAUGUCCAAUGACAGGAUCCUGUGCGUCACUGGCGUCGCAGACGCCAUCCAUAUUGCGACCUAUUACGUGGGACAGACAAUUCUCAAUCACAAGCCGUCGUUUGCUGCAAAAAAGUGCAUUUUCUAUCUUCCCAGCGCGUUGCAUUCGGUACUCGUCAACAACUACGGCGUCAGCAUGCAACAUCAACAACAGCAUCAGUACCGGCCGGGCGAAAACGGCAAGAAACGACUUCAUCGCAUUCCCUCAUACGGCUACGCAGCCAUAACGACACAUCCCGCUGGUUUCGCACCCGCAGUGAGUGUAAACAAUGUUAGACUGUCAGAUACGGUUACGACUGCGCCAAUUGUGCCUGAUUUGACUUCCCGACUGAGUUUAAUCCAACAUGAGAUUUAUAUUGAUGAUAAUUACGUCGGGAACGUCAUUGGAAAGCGAGGAAAGCACAUCAAUUCCAUAAAGGAGAGCACUGGAUGCUCCAUACUUAUCGAUGAUCCUGUAACUGGCUCCACUGAACGGAAAAUUCUCAUCAGAGGAACCCCCAUGGGUAGCCAAACGGCGAUUUUACUGAUAAACAACAAAAUCGAGACGGACAAGAGAAACAAAGAAUCAAACGAACAUAAAGAAGUGGAUCCCACCAUGAGCUUCCCGGGCUAG